Messenger RNA from Lodderomyces orthopsilosis Co 90-125, 648 nucleotides. Its product is annotated as phosphatidylglycerophosphatase. NCBI's taxonomy places the organism in Eukaryota, Fungi, Ascomycota, Pichiomycetes, Serinales, Debaryomycetaceae. Gene Ontology annotation, cellular component: mitochondrion. Gene Ontology annotation, molecular function: phosphatidylglycerophosphatase activity. The transcript is spliced from 2 exons. Gene Ontology annotation, biological process: cardiolipin biosynthetic process. The record is from RefSeq and is a predicted model, not a curated record. Bases 1 to 648 code for a protein of 215 amino acids.
AUGGCCCCAUCACUCAACCUUAGUGCAACCUUGAACGUUUCCAGAUUACUAUACAACCCUGGUUUGUGUCUUCCUCACAUUACUUUCAAAUCAUUUGACCAAUUGACUUUGCCAUUUCAAAUACCUGGUCAUUCAAAUGUAAAGAUAAAGGGAGUUGUGUUGGACAAAGAUAAUUGCUUUGCGAAGGACCAUGACGACAAAGUGUGGCCAGCGUAUGACUCAACAUGGCUGAAACUCAAAUCACUUUAUCCACGAGAGCAUAUUCUCAUAGUAAGUAAUUCUGCUGGAACCGAUGAUGAUAAACACCAUGCCCAAGCACAAACUUUAGAGGAAAACACUGGUGUAAGCGUACUUCGUCACUCAGUCAAGAAACCAGGUUGUUUAGACGAAAUCAAACAAUACUUUGCCAAACAAAACAUCAAACCUAGUGAAAUAGUUAUUGUUGGAGAUCGUUUGUUCACUGAUAUGGUAAUGGCGAAUAUGAUGGGAAGUUGGGGUUGUUGGAUAAGCGAAGGCGUACAAUUGAGUAACAAGAUUUUUCCUAAAUUGGAGAGGGAUUUGUAUCUGAGACUAGUGUCGAGUAGAAAGGACAACCCAUGGACUCCACCAACUCCUCAGACUACAAACGAAACUCAACCAGGCAUAUGA